UAAACGGACGGACAUUCUCACAUCGCUGUCGUUUAUUCACACACAUAUUAUAAUUAUAUCACUUCACAUUUUUCGUAGUCUUGAAUUAAAAUCGAAAGAAAUUUAAGCUUUAUGAUUUCGACAACGGUGGCGUUGCGGCAAUUCCCUGCCAGGAUAAAUGGUUUAUGCUGUCGCCUUGAAAAAUCACAAUGUACAAAGAAUUUCUCAUCGUUCCAUGCAAUACGACAAAGUACGGCUGCAAACGGUCCUGGUGAUGGCGGUGCCGGUUCUAGACCAACAGUGCAGAGCAAAAUAACAAAACUAAGAAACAAUGGAUCCAUACCCAGACCUCCAAUAAUAGCAAUAAGUCGUUCCUAUAGCCAGGGUGGACAAGGCCGUGUACAGCAAAGCAGGCCUCCCACUUCUGCUGAUCUGGAACAUGCCUAUGCUGUUUUAAGAGAGACGUUACCAAAGCUAUUUAUUCAGCCCUUGGAUUACUCCAUAUACGAUCCAAAUUUGGAAUUUCAAAACAAUAUCACGGGCAAGCAUACGAUUGGCCUGUACCAUUACGUUAAGACCAUUGCCCUUUUGCGUACAGUGGGUCAUUUGAAAUAUGCCUAUGUCAAAUUAGAAGUCCUAAAGAUUACAAAACACCCCGAAGACUUUACGAUUAAAAUUAGAUGGCGUGUGCGUGGUAUAUCGGCCCUCAAAGUAAUGUUAAACUUCUGGAAAUAUAAACUAUGGGACCUUAAGGGUGUAUUUGCCAGCCAGGAAGCUUGGUACGAUGGCUUUUCUAUAUUGCAUUUGGGAGAUAAUGGUCUCAUCUAUAAACACAUUGUGGACAGAGUAAUGCCCGAUCAAAAUGAGGAAAUUGUCGAGAAGAGAUCACCCUCUAUUGUGGAACAGAGCGGUAUGGCGGUGUCUUCGAAAAUUGGCUAUUCCACGAAUGCGACUGCUGCUGAUACUAGAGAAAAGAAGUGAACACGGGUUCAACAAUUAAUGUGUUAUGUUGUUUAAUUUCUUGCUAAGUAUUGUAUGCUAGGACAACCGAGUUGGCGUAUGCAAUAAUACGUGCUUUCUGCAUCUGUUAAUGUUUUCUAUUAAAAAUCGUAAUUGAAAAAAAAAA
Stomoxys calcitrans (stable fly) is the source of this 1105-nucleotide messenger RNA. RefSeq lists its product as uncharacterized. The coding region runs from base 112 to 960 and encodes 282 amino acids. The record is from RefSeq and is a predicted model, not a curated record. The transcript has a single exon. Lineage: Eukaryota; Metazoa; Arthropoda; Insecta; Diptera; Muscidae.